Molecule: messenger RNA, 2268 nt
Organism: Coregonus sp. 'balchen'
Lineage: Eukaryota; Metazoa; Chordata; Actinopteri; Salmoniformes; Salmonidae
Source: the annotation of a GenBank genome assembly
AUGUGGGAGUUCCGGUCCAUGGCGUUUUGGCGUGCGGUCUUCGCUGAGUUCUUCGGUACCAUGUUCUUUGUGUUUUUCGGCAUAGGCGCCGCGCUGCGCUGGACCACUGGGCCUCACCACAUCCUGCAUGUGGCGCUGUGCUUCGGCUUGGCGGCUGCCACCAUCAUCCAGUCCAUCGGCCACAUCAGCGGCGGCCACAUUAACCCGGCCGUCACCUUCGCCUAUCUGGUAGGCUCCCAGAUGUCCCUGUUCCGCGCUUUUUUCUACUGGGCUGCCCAGUUUCUGGGGGCCGUGGCCGGGGCCGCCGUGCUCUAUGGGGUCACCCCAAAAAACAUGAGGGGCAACAUGGCUCUCAACACGGUAAGACACCACCCACCCACAUCUCAAAUGGCACUGGGCCCAUUCCCUAUAUUCCCUAUAUGGUGCACUGCAAAAUAUGUGCACUAUAUAGAGAAUAGGGUGCCAUUUUGGACCUAUCAGCUCAAAUCAGCAAAAAAAAAAAUAUAUAUAUAUAUCAACAACAGUUAACAAUGUUGAUAGGGUUUGAUAAUUGUUUGGUUUAGGUUCAGUAGGCUUCUUGAUGCUAAUGGGGAUUUAGAAAGGGUAGAGAUUAGGGAAUCAUCAUGGAACCUACUGGUAACUACAUUUGCUACUGUACAAUGAGCACAAUCCAAGCCAUCAGUGUUAUGUAAAGCUGAGGCCUCACUGAGGCCAUAGUGGUGAGGCCACUGAAUGCAUUGAUAAAAAAACGAAAAACCGUUGGCUUGAUACGCGUUGCAUCUUUGAUUGAGUUAUUCCUGACAUGUCCUGUUACAAACUUAACUUGAAGACCACAUCUAAUUGCGCAAACAAUAUACACUUUAUUAGAAAGAGGACACACUUAUUUUACAAAAUAACUUGUUCACAAAGGACCUCAUGUCUGAUUCAUAUUUUUCUCCUCUGGCCAUCUACAGCUGCAGCCUGGUAUCAGCCUGGGCAUGGGUACCACAGUGGAGGUGUUUCUGACCAUGCAGCUGGUGAUUUGUAUCUUUGCCGUGACGGAUGAGAGGAGGAACGGACGCUUGGGCUCUGCUGCCCUGUCCAUCGGCUUCGCUGUCACCGUCGGACACCUCAUGGGGGUGAGCACACGCACACUGACACUAACACACACUCAGAGUAACACACGCACCGAAUACACACACACGGAUAGGGGAACACACACAAUGCCCAAAACUCUUAUAUACUUAUAGUGGAACACAAACAAAAACAGACUUGCAUUGUGUACAACAGAAACACAUACUGCAUUCUGAAUGCCUGGUUGUCCUUCUCUGCCAUAGAUGUACUACACAGGUGCUGGAAUGAACCCUGCUAGGUCUUUCGCCCCUGCUGUGCUCUUCAGGAACUUUGUCAACCACUGGGUGAGAAACACACACAGUCAUACACCAUAAUGCAGAAUCUGAAAUAUUCAUAUAAUAGAUCAAAUAAUCAAAUGACAAUGGUGGAUUCUAUGAUCUUAUAAUAAUUCAGUAUAGCUAAUACCAACCUAUAUCAGCGACAACAAUACAAGUUGCUUGUGCCAUGUCUUCAUGCUAACCUUUGCGUGUGUGUGUGUUGUGUCAGGUGUACUGGGUGGGUCCCAUGAUAGGAGGUGGUUUGGGCGCUCUUCUGUACGAUUUCAUGCUGUUCCCCCGCAUGCGCGAUCUGUCUGAGCGCCUGGCCACACUGAAGGGCAGCCGACCCCCCGAGACGGAUACCCAGCAGGACACCCGCGGGGAGCCCAUCGAGCUCAAGACACAAGCCCUAUAAGCCUGUCCCCAUCUGGGGACGAGGGACGAGGGACAGGCCCUGUGUCGACCAACCCCUGUGCUGCCCCCAUCCCAUCAACACACAUACACUCACUCACACAGACUCACUAACUAACACAAAGACACACACACUCACAUUGAGACACUGACUAACAUGCAGAUUCAGACAUAUACAGUAUUGAUACACAAACUGUACACACACACAUUCACACACAUACACAGACAGGUUCACAACCUUCAACCUCAACAUGCAACGAGACUCCUCUCCCUCCAACCUCACUCUGUAUACUGAAUUGGACAUUAUGUCUCCUCCUCCUUCUCAGCCACACCAAGUCUUCCCUCACACGCCCACACAGACGGAAGGACCAGAUCUGUCAGCACAGAAGCAUGUGGGUGAGGUGUAGGUGGGCACCCACUGGGCACAGACGUCAAUUCAACUCCUAUGCCACAUUGGUUCAACGUAAUUUAAUUGAAAUGAUGUGGA